AUGAAAUCACAUCCUCCUGAAAAAAAUCAAAGAUAUCAUCCUUGUGUGAUUCUCGGAAAUCUCUUCGACUUGAACUUGCUCAACGACUGGUUGAUGAGACUUUUGCUGGCAUCAACGUUGCUAGGCGCCCUGCUACAGUACAUUCCCACUUACAUUCCAACCUUAGCUGUACAGAAAGGAUUGGAUAAAACAGAAGCAGCUAUUCUGCUUACUGUUUGUGGAGGUAAGUUUAUCUCGCUAUUGAUUGUAGGAACCCUGUGUCACCUGACUCACUUCCUCACCUCCUUCCCGACACUGCUGCUGCUGAGCGUCACCCAUGGCAUGUUUGGCGGCGCCCGGAUGUCCCUGAUGCCGGUUGUGGCCAUGGACUUUGUUGGCGUGGACAACCUCAGCAAAGCGCUGGGGUUCAAUGCCAUGAUAGCUACGUUGUCGUUGUCCCUACAUCAUCCAUUCUUAGGUUACCUUCUGGAAAAGACCUCAAGUUUUGCAGUACCAUUCCAUUACGUUGGAUUUGCCCUAUACAUCAGCGCAUGUCUUCUGUUGUUGGAACCUUGUGGAAGAAAACUCAACAAUAGAGACCACACACACCGUGAACAUGACCAUUAG
This is a messenger RNA of Candidula unifasciata, 606 nucleotides long. The record is from the annotation of a GenBank genome assembly. NCBI's taxonomy places the organism in Eukaryota, Metazoa, Mollusca, Gastropoda, Stylommatophora, Geomitridae.